AUGUCACGAUCUAUUGUAUUUGGGAUACAUGUUGGAAACUCUACCGCAUCAAUAGCCAUAUCCAAAGAAGAAGGUAAGGUAGAUGUUCUCGCAAAUGAAGCUGGAGACAGAAUAACACCUGCAGUUGUAUCUAUAACCGAUGAAGAAACUGUUGUUGGAAAUGCUGCUAAAACUGGUUUUAUAUCAAAACAGGCGAAUACAAUAACUUUUAAUAAUCGUUUAAUGAACCUUUCAUUGGAUGAAACUGAAAAAUGUUCAUUUAUAGAAACUAAUAAGGUCAAAACAAUUGAGGACGGAGGUCAUCUUGCAUAUGAACUACCCUUGGAAACUAAGAAAAAAAUUUAUUCUCCUCAGUUUAUUGAAUCAAAUAUUUAUAAAACAUUAUACGGUAUUGCUAAAAGAGCCACUCACAGUGAAGAUACAAAAUGUUCUUGUGUUGUUACUGUACCAGAAUUUUUUGAUGAUCCCAGCAGAGAAUCUGUUAGAAACGCAGCUAUUCAAGCUGGAUGGAAUGUGCUUCAAGUUGUUAAUGCUCCUAGUGUAACCCCUUUCACCUAUGGAAUAAAUGUUACUGAACCUUUAAAUGACACGUAUAUUUUAGUAUAUAGACUUGGUGGUAUUAGUUGUGAUGCAACAGUUUUAUAUGUGAAUUCUGGUUUAGUGUCAAUAGUAGCAUCUGAACAUACUAAGGCUAUUGGAGGAUAUAAAUUAAUAGAGACACUGAAAGCUCAUUUAAUUGAAGAAGUCAAAAGGAAACAUCGAUCAAAUCCUUCAGAAAAUGCAAGAGCUUCUGCAAAAUUACAAAGAGCUACUGAAGAUGCAGUUCAUUUACUGUCUACAUUAAAAACGGCAAAUAUAUUUAUUGAAUCAUUGACUGAUGGAGUAGAUUUUGCUGCCAUGGUUUCGCAAGCCAGAUUUGAAUCAUUAAUUGCUCAUUUGUUGUCUGAUUUUGCUUUGCCAAUUGAAGUUGUUUUAAAGAAAGCAAAUCUUAAAAGUUCGGAUAUUAAAAAAGUUUUACUUUGUGGUGGUCCACUUAAAAUACCAAAGUUGAAACAUUAUAUUGGAAACUUAUUUCCACAUGCGGAUAUACCAAAUAGUAUUAGUCCUGACGAAGUAUUGGCUUACGGGGCGGCUGUGCAAGCUAGUUUCUUAGCAAAAUAUUGGAACGCAAAUGAUGAUUUACCAGAACCUACCACAGAAGUUCACACAUUAAAUGAAUCAAUUACAAUUGAUUGUUGUGGUGAGACUGUAAGUUUUGAUCAGAAUGAAAUAUUACCUACUACAAAAAGUAUAACAACUAGUGCUAAUGUUGACAAUAUUACUUUAAUAGCCACAUCAGGAAACAACAAGAUUGAUAAAUCUGAAGCACACAUAAAUCUAAAAACGGAAGGAGAAAUUACUUUUACAUUAACUGCCAGUGUAGAUCAAUUACAUGUUGAAGCAAAAGAUAUAGAUACCGAACUGAAAUCAACUGCUAUAUUUGUAGCCGUAUAA
This is a messenger RNA of Macrosiphum euphorbiae (potato aphid), 1494 nucleotides long. Lineage: Eukaryota; Metazoa; Arthropoda; Insecta; Hemiptera; Aphididae. The record is from the annotation of a GenBank genome assembly.